Molecule: messenger RNA, 5414 nt
Organism: Vigna unguiculata (cowpea)
Lineage: Eukaryota; Viridiplantae; Streptophyta; Magnoliopsida; Fabales; Fabaceae
Product: G-type lectin S-receptor-like serine/threonine-protein kinase At1g11300
Biological process (GO): protein phosphorylation; recognition of pollen
Cellular component (GO): plasma membrane
Molecular function (GO): protein serine/threonine kinase activity; ATP binding
Source: RefSeq, a predicted model, not a curated record
UAAUCACAAUCUGUAAUGGAUUACACGAAGUGCACAAAUCUGUUCUUCGUUUUCGUCGUGACAUGUUUUCUUUCUUCAGAUGCUGUUACUGCCACAGACACUAUCUCCUCAUCUCAGUUCAUCAAGGACAAUGAAACUAUAACCUCCACUGGUGGCAACUUCACCUUGGGAUUCUUCACCCCACAAAAUUCUACAAACCGUUAUGUGGGAAUUUGGUGGCAACCUAAAUUCACUGUCAUAUGGGUAGCUAACAGAAACCAGCCACUGAAUGAUUCCUCUGGACUUGUUACCAUAUCUGAAGAUGGCAAUCUUGUGGUGUUGAAUGGUCAGAAUCAAGUAAUUUGGUCAACAAAUGUGUCCAAUGUUGGAUCCAACACUACUUCCAAACUCUUGGAUUCUGGGAACCUUGUGCUUCAGGAGAGCUCAUCAGACAGAACUAUAUGGGAAAGUUUCCAGCAUCCUUCAGAUGCAAUGUUACCCAAUAUGAAGAUUUCAACUAACAAAGUAACGGGUGAGAAAGUAAAACAAACAUCAUGGAAAAGCCCUUCUGAUCCAUCCACUGGCAGCUUUUCUUUAAGUGUUGAACGCCUUAGUAUACCUGAAGUGUUCAUCUGGAAUGAAACUCGUCCCUUCUGGCGCACUGGUCCAUGGAACAGUAAGAUCUUUACAGGACUGCCCUAUAUGAAAACGUAUUAUCUUGAAGGGAUACAUAUUGGAGAUGACGGGGAAGGAAAUGUUGAAUUCCUUUACAAGGAAGUAGAAGAGGUUGGCUUCAUAAUCUAUAUUUUGAAUUCAACAGGAAAUUGUGAAGAAAGAUGGUGGAAUGGAGAGAGGAAAGAAUGGGUAGUCACAUGGAAUAGUCAUCAAUUUGAGUGUGAUGUUUACGGUGUAUGUGGACCUUUUGCAGUUUGUAAUUCUGAAAGCGCCCCAACAUGCAGCUGUUUGAAAGGGUUUGAGCCAAAAAACAAAGAGGAAUGGAAUAGAAAAAACUGGACUAGUGGAUGUUUCAGGAGAACACCUCUGCAGUGUGAAAGAGCCAGCAACCAAAACAAAAGUGCAGAUAAUACAGAAGAUGGAUUUUUGGAAAUGAAAAUGGUCAAAGUUCCAGAUUUUGCAGAUGGGUCAUCCCUCAGACUUCAACCAGACAUGUGCAGAAGCCGAUGUUUGGAAAAUUGUUCAUGCAUUGCAUACUCAUAUGAUGCUGAUAUUGGUUGUAUGUCUUGGACUGAGAAUCUAAUUGACAUAACACAAUUCUCAAACGGAGGACUUGAUUUACAUGUACGAGUAGCCUACACAGAACUUGAGAAAGAGAGAAACAACAAAAUCAUCAUUAUCGUUUCAGUGACAGUAGGAAGUACCUUAGUUCUCAUUUGUGCAUAUAUGAUGUGGAGAACGAUUUCUACUCGCCACGUAGAGAUCAUCAAAAGAUUACUCCAGUUUAAUGGAGGUGGAGCACCUGCAGAAUAUACAAAUGACAAUGCAUUUUGUGAUCUGUCACAAGUCAAACUCCAGGAGCUAUUAACAUUUACUAUUGAAAAGCUUGUAACCGCCACAAACAAAUUUCACCCUUCGAACAAACUAGGACAGGGUGGUUUUGGUCCGGUCUAUAAGGGGCAAUUGCACGAUGGGAGGGAAAUUGCAGUUAAAAGACUUUCCAGAGCAUCUGGGCAAGGUCUAGAAGAGUUCAUGAAUGAAGUAGUAGUCAUUUCCAAGCUUCAACACCGCAAUCUUGUAAGACUUCUUGGUUGUUGUGUUGAAGGGGAGGAAAAGAUGUUGAUUUAUGAGUACAUGCCAAAUAAAAGUUUGGACAAAUACAUCUUUGAUCCAUCAAAAGAUAAGGUUCUUCAUUGGAGAAAACGGUUUAGCAUAAUAGAAGGAGUUGCUCGAGGAAUGCUUUAUCUUCACAGAGAUUCCAGGCUAAAAAUCAUCCACAGGGACUUGAAGGCAAGUAAUAUCUUGCUGGAUGUAGAGCUAAAUCCAAAAAUAUCUGACUUUGGUAUGGCUAGAAUCUUUGGUGGGAAUGAGGAUGAGGCAAAUACUAAAAGAAUUGUUGGAACAUAUGGCUAUAUGUCUCCUGAGUAUGCAAUGCAAGGACUGUUCUCUGAAAAAUCAGAUGUCUUUAGUUUUGGGGUUUUGCUACUUGAGAUUAUUAGUGGAAGACGAAAUUCAAGCUUUUAUGAUGAAGAAAAUUGUCUUACCCUUUCAGGAUUUGCCUGGAUACAGUGGACAGAGGACAACAUUCCCUCCCUAAUAGAUCCAGGAAUAUAUGAUCCUAACCUUCGUAAAUAUUUUUAUAGGUGCAUACACAUAGGACUUCUAUGUGUCCAAGAAUUUGCAGCAGAUAGGCCUACUAUGGCUACUGUAAUUUCUAUGCUAAACAGUGAGAUUGCAGAUCUUCCUCCUCCAAGGAAGCCUGCAUUCAUCCUGAGGGAAUAUAUGUUAAGUUCACUUUCCUCUGUAAGAGAAAAUGACUUAAACUCCCUCAACAUUGUCAGUAUUUCAGACAUACAAGGCAGAUAGAAAACCAAGAGGUCUCAGAAAGUUGUAUGGAGGCAAAAUGGAGAUUAUUUCAGCACUAAAAACAGAGUUGGAAUGUAAUAUUGUAGGUAUAUGUUUUUUUAUGUCCAAAAGUAUGCAUUGCUAGGGCUAUUUAGAGAUUUUCAGUAUAGAAGUUUGUCGAUUUAAAAAUAGUGUAGGAAAAGAAAAUUUAUGAUUACCACAAAUGUAAAAAUGUUUAUCAGUUUCUUUAAACUUAAAUGUAUCACACCGUUGUUUACAUAUGUAUUCAUUGAUCACCAACAAAGGAAAUUAGAUUUCCAGCUUCAUGUCUUCUACAUGCCUUCUAUAAGUUAUUAUAUAGUAUAGAGACAAUAGCAUCCUCAAACCUUUGAUGUUGAAUUUUGUAAAUGCCUUGUAAUAUCAUCACUUGCAGUUUCUAAGCAAAAGUUGACUUUUGGUUAGCUGUUGUACUUAAGAAUGCUGCAACUACGGCCAUCCUUUUGAAUUAGUUCAAAGUUUGUUUCUUGAUUUCAGUAGUUUCAUAUGUUCACACUACUACAUAUAUGAUUAUUAGUAACAAUUAAAAAAUGUUACUAAUACAAUUUAGUAACACUAUAUCAAAUGUUACGAUACCCUAUGUUACUAAUGACUUUUAUGCUCUGUUCGCUUCUACAUAUUUCCUGUAGACGCGGAUGGGUGAGCAAGUGACACUCGUGUUCCUUUCUGCAGAUUAUCGUUGAUAUGCCGCGAUGGAUUUGAGGGGGAGGCCCAAAUUUUCAUCCCUCUUGGUUGGACAAAUUUAAAGAGAAACAUCUUGCAUUUACCAAAUUAAGCUUUACUUUUUUUCUUGAUAUUCCUCGUUUUAUUGUGUAUUGACAGUGCCAAAGAUUGCAGCGUCCAGAGGGUGGGGAUGUUCGAAAAGUACUCUGGUGUGUUGUGAAGUUGAUAAUCAAUGGGGUAAGUAGCCAUUAGAAGGGAUCCAAUCCCAUAUUAGUUGGAAUCUGUUCGAGUGUGGAAAAGUGGAGAGGGAUUCGAUCUCAUUUCUAUGCAGAUUCGAUCCCCAUUGCUUUGAAACAUUUAUUAAAAUAUAUUAUCAAAAAAAAUUAUUUUAUUAAAUUUAUAAUUUAUUUUUUCAAUUUUAAUAGUAAAAAAAAUAACAAAAUAAUUGUAACUCAUACAAAUACCAAUUUAUAUUACUUAUUAUAUAAAGGGCAAUAUGGUAAUCUAUCUAUUACUUCUAUUAAACAUUCUUUUUAAUUUAUCACAUUAAUCAAAUCACUCACAAAUUCUCAAAAACUUUACAUCCAAAUCCACUUUACUUCCAAAUCCACUGACUGUCAGCUUUAAAUCCCUUUAAAAAAAAAACACACAAUUCACUCUCAAAUCCACUCCAACUCAUCCACUCCCUCUCUCUCAAACCCAUCUACUCAAGUGUACACAGUCUUAGUGACAUUUUUACGUAUCAAUAUAGACAUUUAUAAAAAUGUUACUAGAUACCUCUAGUAUCAUUUAUUUAAUGAAAAUGUAACAUUUUAAAAAAUGUGACUAAACCUUUUUUUUUAUAUAAAAUUAAUAUUAUAAAAAUCCUAUUACAAAUCUAUAGUAAUAUUGUUUUCAAAUAGAAAGACAUUUUCAAAUUAUUACUACAAAAUUUUUAGUGAUAUUUUUUUUAUAAGGGCAACAUUGUAAAAACGUUACUAAUAUAAAUAUUUUGCAACAUUCCAACAAAUGUAACAAAAAUACACACAAUUAAUGUUAAAUUGUGUACAUUGCAUAAAAUAUUGCACACCAACAUGUACACUGCAUGCAUUAUAAUAUCUAGAUUCUUUACUUUAAUGCUGCCAUCAAAGAAAAAAGUCACAAAAUCAACUAUUUUAUUUUAAUGUAACAGUGGAAAAAUCAACUAUAGUUAUGCAAAUAUUGAAGAUGACACAACUUAGUUAGUACUAGCUUCAAAAGUGCCACAUGGGUUUGAGAAGGGAAUCAUGAGGUUUACACAAGACUGUCAACAGAGGAAGUUUUUGGCCAAAAAGAAAAUCUCAAAAUAUCUAGAGUUUGGGGGUUGGCUAGAAGAAAGGUGACCGAAGAUUUUUUGUUUGGGAAAGAUGCAGGAAGGCAGCUAAAAAAGUUUAAAACUAGAACAUAUAAGCAUAAGAAAAUGAACAGGUUUUGAACUGUUAGCAAGGGAUACAAAUUUUGCUAUUGAAGUGAUUUGUACACAAGUCCAAGGCUGGAAACACAUUGGUAAUUGUCAUCAUGCACAGGUGUAGAUCAUGAUGUCCUUGAAAAUUAUAUUUUGAGAAAUAAAUAGAAGAAAUUGAAUGACAAAAGGAUACAUAAUGAACUAUAGACUUAUAAUAUCAAUUUCAAAAUUUACAUUGGAUGUAACAGAGGAAUGAAGACCAGAAAAAUGACUAGAGUUGUGUACUUAUUAUCAACUAGGAUCUAAUGUGCUUAGUUUGAUAAAUUAGGGCGAGUAGUUCAGCUGAAAUACUAAAUCAGGGCAAUAAGCAGUAUCAUCUUACUCUUGCUCAGUGUCAUUACGAAAAUCUGAGAUGGGAAAAGAAAUAUAGUAUAUGCCCCAAUCAAGAAACAAUUAUUAACAUACUUAAGAGAUGAGAAGUCUUUAUUUGGAUGGAUUCUGGAAACUUCAAUGAAAACAAUUUAAUAAACGAAGAUAAAUGUACAUUUCAAUUAUCAGCAAAAGAAGAACCGAAAAGAGAAUAAGAGAAACAAAUAAGGAUAUUUUAUUUCAUUAACUUCAUGAACCUCCUUUGAACGAAAAGGGGUAACCUAUGAAGCACAAACACAGACGAGACUCGUAACAGUAAAUUAUAGUAGGACACAGUAUGAUAAACUUGUAACAUUAGAUAAAUUAUACGCAGGACGAACCAACUAAUUAGGUCCAGAGACGA